AUGCGUACUGUACUGGCAAUUUUAAUCCCGUUGGUUUGUGUGUACGCUGACAACGCGCAAUAUGUGAACGUAAAGUCAGUGAAGGGUGGUCAUCAGGGAGGAUAUUACCGACAAUAUAACCCUGCAGCAAAACUACCAAAUUUCUAUGCAAACUCAACUCGAGGGUACGAAUCACAAAACGUAACUCAAGGUGGAUAUCAUCGAGAUUAUGAAAUUGGCGUCUGCUACAUCGAAGUUCCAACCGCCAGUUUAGUUUUCAACCAGGCCCAAGUACCGGCUGGAAAUGGUUCUCGUCCCGAGCUAAGUAGAAUCAGAUCAUGCUGCAAAGGCUACAUAAGGAACAUUCAUAACUUUAAAAUCUGUGAUCCCGUGUGCACGGAGGAAUGUGUGAACGCCCUAUGCACGGCUCCAGAGACGUGCACGUGUUUCCCCGAUCACGUGAAAAAUUUGGGUGGUUUCUGUAUCCCAACAUGCCCUAUAGGCUGCCAAAAUGGACAUUGCAGCGGCGGUGAAUGCCUGUGCAAAGAUGGCUUUGUUAUAGAUUCUGAAAGCAAAUAUUGUUUGCCAAAAUGCAUGGAAAAUUGUGGCGGAAUCGGAAACUGUACAACACCAAACAUAUGUUCCUGUCCAAGUGGUUACACAUCAACCAAUACUGGAAGCUGUAAGCCCGCAUGUGAUAAAUGUGAAAAUGGUGAUUGCGUGGCACCUAACAAAUGCACAUGUAAACAAGGAUACAUCAUAAGGGAGGCCGGCGUUUGCAUACCAGAUUGUCCCCAAAAUUGUGGACCAAACGGCAAGUGUGUUGCACCUGGUAAAUGUGAAUUUCCCGAAACAACUACAUCAAUCAUAUCGGCUUCCUUUCAACCAAUAAACAAGCAAAAUUCUCCACUUUAUCCUGGCAGUCAGGUAUACCCAGGGCUACAACAGACAGACCACCAAUACCCUGGGCGCCAGCCUGACCAGUAUGGAUAUCCGAGUCAUGAAGGAAGACCUGGUCAACCAGGUCACCCUAACCAGCCCGGUACUCAAAACCAACCAGGUGGAACUAGUCAAACAGGUUAUCCUAGCAGGCCAGAAGGACCUAACCAACCUGGAAACCCCAACUAUCCUGGAUAUCCUAAUAAACCCGGCCAAUCUAGUUAUCCUUACACCACAGCACAAGGAAAUCCCAAACCUCCAGGUCAACCAGAUCAAUACUCUCCUAAUCCUAAUCUAUACUCUCCUAACCAGCCUCAAACAGGCACUCAAAAGCACACCUAUCCUCCUAGUUCUGGUCUUUCAGGAACUCAAGUGCACGUAGAUAGCCAAGGUCAAACAGGCGAAUAUAAUCACGCGCAGAAUCUAUAUCCAGAUAUUCAGCAAUACAACCAAGAAUUUGAACCAUACUGUUCGCAACCCUGCAUUAAUGGAUAUUGUGUGGAAGGCAAUAAAUGUCAAUGUAAUCCUGGUUACGUACUUAAUGUGGAUAACUCUAGCGGGACGAGUUAUUGUGUCCCACAUUGCGCCGGCGGCUGCCACAACGGUGUGUGUUCUGCUCCUAACUUCUGCAUCUGCAAUAUGGGCUACUACAAGGACCAUAGUGUGAAAGGACGACCUCAAUGCGUGAAAAGGAAUAAACGAUCUGUGGAUACCCCAAAUGUCGCAAAACUACUCACAUUUAAUAUACCUGAUUUUAGAUAG
Leptosia nina is the source of this 1680-nucleotide messenger RNA. Lineage: Eukaryota; Metazoa; Arthropoda; Insecta; Lepidoptera; Pieridae. The record is from the annotation of a GenBank genome assembly.